Molecule: messenger RNA, 816 nt
Organism: Trichogramma pretiosum
Lineage: Eukaryota; Metazoa; Arthropoda; Insecta; Hymenoptera; Trichogrammatidae
Product: serine protease SP24D-like
Exons: 3
Coding region: 1-816 (271 amino acids)
Biological process (GO): proteolysis
Molecular function (GO): serine-type endopeptidase activity
Source: RefSeq, a predicted model, not a curated record
AUGUCUCAAUUACUCAAAGCUGUAAGUGCACAUGAAUUACGAAUCGUCCAGGGCAAUCAAGCUAAUCCGAGAGAUUUUCCUUAUCAAGUGUUGUUGCUGUACAAUGACAAACCUUUGUGCGGAGGAACAUUAAUUACCCAAAAGCACGUUCUCACUGCAGCCCACUGUAUUUAUCCUCUUGUGGAAUUACGCAGAAUACAAGGUCUCGAAGUGCUGGCUGGUUCGAUUUGGCACGGUGCUGGUGCGCGUUACCGAGCACGAAGAGUAUCUUAUAAUUUUGAUUACGUUGACACAUCGUCUCCACGAUACAGUGGCUAUUUCGGCGAUAUUGGAGUAAUUCAGCUUUAUAAAAAUGUGACGCUAUCUCCUUACGUACAACCAAUUGCCUUGCCGGAAAAAUCUAAAAGUAACAUUCCCGAUGAAACUGACGUUAUAGUAUCUGGAUUUGGAAGCAAUGUAUUGUCUGGUCAGGAUUCUCAUGUUUUAAAAUUUUUUAAAACUAAAACAAUGUCUCUGGUCAAAUGUCAAACACAUUAUGGAAAUCGGAUUUCUGAAGCAAAUAUUUGUACUGAACGUCAAACGAUAAAAAACGGCACAAAGUAUGAAGGGACGUGUACUGGUGACAGUGGAGGCCCAGUAGCAACCAACGAUAAAAAAAUUCUUAUUGGCAUAAUUUCUGGGGGAGAUCAUCAAUGCCAUGAAAAUUAUCCUAACGUAGCUGUAAAAAUAUCAUAUUAUCUCGACUACAUCAAUGACGAAAUCAAAAACUAUUCCGACCGGCCUGAUACAAUAGGGAAUAAUCCAUCUUGGUCUUAA